CGCGGGUGAUUUUUUUUCUUUCUUUUUUUUUUUCAAUUUUCUUUAUUCUCCUCUCGAGAGCAUCGGUGCGAGGAAAUGUUCUCGUCGCCGGCGUCGGUGGUGGGUCAGGAGCCGCCUGGCUACGAUUUUCAGAAGGAGGAAAACGCCGCCAAAUGGAAGGGGGUGUUUGUCAACUCCCUGCGCAAGGUACUAGAGCAAGUACAUCCUAGUCUCGAAGCUCGACAAGAUGCAUUAGAUUAUGUGGAGAGUUUAAUUUUAAGAAUGCUAGGCAUGCUUUGUGGACACCCACCUCCUCAAACCCCUCAAGAUGUAGAGGAAAGAGUAAGACGAACAUUUCCUACUCCCAUUGACAGAUGGGCGCUGCGUGAUGCAAAAGACGCAUUAGAGAAAGGAAAGAAAAAGUCUCCGUUAGUGCUACCUGUCGACAAGAUUCAUCAGUUACUGCAAAAAGAAGUAUUACAGCACAAAAUUGAUUCGCAAGUCAGCUUAUUUGUAGUUGGAGUUUUGGAAUAUAUUUCUGCUGAUAUUCUGAAGCUAGCUGGAAAUUAUGUGAAGAACAUUCGCCAUGUAGAGAUUUCGUGCGAAGAUAUACGAGUUGCAAUGUACGCGGAUAUGGUACUAAUGGAUAUGUUUCAUCAAGACGAUUGUACAGAGGGUCCACAAAGUAGCUUAGGUGCAGUUGUUUCGCAGACUUAUGAAGAAUCUAUGCGGGAUCUCAUUCACGAUGAACGUCAUUACAUUCGUGACCUACAUAUGAUUAUCAAGGUAUUUCGUGAAGAAAUUACGAAGUUGACACAAGAUAAGAGUGAACUCGAAACGCUUUUCAGUAAUAUUACAGAUAUUUAUGAGAUUACUGUGACAUUACUCGGCAGUUUAGAAGAUACAAUGGAAAUUGCAGAGGAGAAACAAACACCUACAGUUGGUACAUGCUUUGAAGAAUUAGCAGAGGCGGCAGAAUUCGAUGUUUAUAUAAAAUACGCGAGAGAUAUUAAUAGUCCCGCUAGUCGGGAAGUUUUAACGAAUUUAUUAUCAAGACCAGAAGCUAACGCGGCUCUGCGAGCAGCAGGCCACGGUUUUAGAGAAGCUGUUAAAUAUUAUUUGCCAAAACUUUUAUUACAACCCAUAUGGCAUUGUUUCCUGUAUUUCGAUUAUAUAAAGGUUUUACACAAACGCACACCUAACACAGAAGAUGGCGAAACGUUGGAACAAGUACAAGGUUUGUUAAGACCACUACAAAUGGAAUUGAUGCAAUCUGCAAGUCUUCCAAAAAAGGAUACGGGCUUGCCAAUGCAGAGCAGAGCGAGGAGGCAGGCGGCAUUAGAAAAGAUUAGCGAAUUACAAAAGACUGUAGAUGGUUGGGAUCAAAGAGAUAUCGGGCAGUGUUGCAAUGAGUUUAUUCGAGAGGAUACGUUGGGAAAAAUGGCUAGUAAUGGACGAAGAUUAACUGAGAGAAAAGCCUUAUUAUUCGAUGGAUUGCUAGUAUUGUGUAAACCAAGUAGUAGUAAAAGAGUUAGUGUUACUGUUGCAGCGGGUAUUGUUGCAGUUGGAGUAGGUGGGCAUCCGACUCACCAAGGUGAACUCCGACUGAAAGAAAGAUUUUUCAUUAGAAAAGUUGAUAUUAUUGAUAGAGAAGAUACCGAAGAGUUAAAAAAUGCUUUUGAGAUUGCACCGAGAGAUCAUCCUAAUGUUAUUCUUGUUGCCAAAUCUGUGGAGGACAAGAAUAAUUGGAUGGCGGAUCUAGUAAUGUUAAAUACAAAGAGUAUGUUAGAAAGGACUUUGGAUAGUAUUCUUUUGGAUGAAGAAAGGAAGCAUCCAUUAAGGCUACCUCCAGCUCACUUGUAUAAAUUUGCCGAACAAGAUAGUAAGGAGAACAUUGUUCUAGAAGCCAGAGAAAAUGGUGGUGUUCCAUUGAUUAAGGGUGCAACUUUGAUAAAAUUAGUAGAGAGAUUAACUUAUCAUAUAUAUGCUGAUCCAGCUUUUGUAAGAACAUUCCUUACUACUUACAGAAGUUUUUGCUCACCUCAAGAAUUAUUAACGUUGCUGAUAGAAAGGUUUGAUAUACCAGAUCCUUCGUUAGUCUAUGGUGAAGAAGAAACACCCUCUGUAUGUAAAACGACGGCGCGAGAAGAUUGGAAAAGAUACAGAAAAGAAUUCUGUCAACCGGUGCAGUUUAGAGUUCUAAAUGUUUUAAGACAUUGGGUGGAUCAUCAUUUUUAUGAUUUCGAACGCGAUCGAAAUCUUUUGGAAAGAUUGCAAUCGUUUUUAGAUACUGUUAGUGGCAAGUCUAUGCGAAAGUGGGUUGAUUCAGUGCUGAAAGUUGUACAAAGAAAGUGCGAACCAUCAGAACAACGACCUAUCACGUUUAGUUUCGAACGAUCUCCUCCGCCGAUUGAAUCGCAUCUUAAAAUUCCGGAAAAUAAUGAAGAAUAUGGAAUACUUACGAUACAUCCUAUCGAAUUAGCAAGACAAUUGACACUAUUGGAGUUUGAAUUGUACAGAGUAGUGAAACCUUCUGAAUUAGUUGGGUCUGUAUGGACAAAGAAAGACAAGGAGAAGACGUCACCAAAUUUAAUGAAAAUGAUUAAACACACGACGAAUUUUACAAGAUGGCUCGAGAAAACGAUAGUGGAGGCUCAAAAUUAUGACGAGAGAGUAGCCAUCGUAUCACGCGCCAUUGAAAUAAUGAUGGUGCUGCAGGAUCUCAACAAUUUCAAUGGUGUUCUGGCGAUUGUUAGCGCUAUGGGAUCAGCAUCAGUUUUUAGGCUAAAAUUCACCUUUCAACCGUUACCAGCACGAUUGGAAAAGGCUUUGGAAGAAGCACGAGAGCUUAAUAACGAUCAUUUUCGAAAAUAUCAAGAAAAAUUACGAUCCAUUAAUCCACCUUGUGUACCAUUUUUAGGUAUGUACUUGACUAAUAUCCUGCAUAUUGAAGAGGGAAAUCCAGACUACUUACCGGGAAGUCCGGAGCUUAUCAAUUUUAGCAAACGGCGAAAGGUAGCGGAGAUAACUGGUGAAAUACAGCAGUACCAAAAUCAACCCUAUUGUCUUUCAAUGGAGUCUAAAAUAAGACAAUAUAUUGAAAAUAUGUGUCCCUUCGAUCCUAAUAUGUCAGAUGCAAAUAUAGGCACUUAUCUGUAUAACAGAAGUUUAGAGAUAGAGCCAAGGAAAUGUAAAGCACCUACACGAUUCCCACGUAAAUGGCCCGAGAUAAACUUGAAAUCGCCGGGCAUCAAGGCUAGUAGAAGUUUGAGCGGGAAGCUGCCAGCUCCGUUGCAGACGGUGACGUCUAGCGUAAGAUCGCACGAUCCUCCGGCAGAAGCACCUCAACCUUCCGAAUUGCCAGAAACACCGCCACAUGCAUCGCAAAUAGGGGGGGACUACAGCGUUUUUGCACCUGUCUUAUUAGGACCUUCUGGAACUGUACCUCCAGGAUCACCCAGUCCGCCUAGCAUGUCGGGGCUUUCGAUCGCUUCGUCGAGUAGCAGCCCUCAACUGGCAUCCCCCGGACAUUUCCCUUCGCAACAGUUUCAGUUCGCCUUUAAUCCUGGCAUGGUGAAUACGUCGUCGUCAGGUGGAAGCCCAGGUGGGAUGCCAACGCCACCAUCUCCCGGUAACAUACCUAGCCAACGUCCACCACCUCUACCGCCUAGAACCCACAGAAGACGAGAGAGUUCAUUUAGCGAAUCAUCGCAACAGGCAAGACAAGCGCCAAACGCACCAAUUCUUCCGCCGAGGGAUGAUAUAUCUCCACCACCCUUACCACCACGAAGAGACGUACCGCCGCAGAUUCCGUCAACGCUGAGCUCCAGCAGCUCGGCGUUAUUGGCGCGCCGAAAUUCUACAUUAGAAAGCACAUGCCCUGCCGUCGGUCAUCCACGGAGGCACAUGUCUUUCAAUGGUCCUAGUUUCAAUAGCCCCACGAAACUUCCAUCGACGCAGCCUAACGGAUCAGUGACACCGAGGUUACCACCAAAACCGAUAGGAGGUUCAUCUACCAUGUUUAAUUUCAACGCUCCUCCUGGACCUAGUUAAGUGUUACUCUAUGUCUCUCUUUCCUUUUUCUCUUUCUCUUCCUAUCAAUUUUCUUCUUUUUUUUACUUUGUUGGAAAAGAAUAUUUUCAAUCGAAGCUUAAUCCAUUCAGUAAGCUGAAUUAAGCUAAAAUUUUCUUGCCGCAUAAAUUGUAAGAAAAGAAAUUCUAACAACACAAACAGAUUAGGUAGAAUAUUUAUCUUUGACUAUAAAAGUAUAUAUUGUUAGUAUUUUAAGUUGUGUUUGUUUUUUAUAAAGUCAAUGUUAUGAUUAAAAAAUCAUGCAUUAUGAAAUUAUGUAAAUAAUUGUUUUUAUGUUCUGCUUAUUUUAAUUAGUAUAAGAAAGUUACCAGUUCUCAAAAGAUGUAUAUAAUAAAAUAGAACUCAAAAUCAGGGAACUAUCGAUUACAGAAUUGUUUUUUAUCAGGUUUUUUAACAUUUAAAUAUGUUGAAAAUACUCGAGCAGAAUGAUAUAAUUUUAAUUUGUGUAUCAUUCAUUUGAUCAUGACACAUAUUUGCUAGAAGCAAAAUGCAUAAAUAUUUUAUGGACGACAGAAAUUCGUUUUUAUUCAAUUAUAU
Molecule: messenger RNA, 4608 nt
Organism: Nylanderia fulva
Lineage: Eukaryota; Metazoa; Arthropoda; Insecta; Hymenoptera; Formicidae
Gene: Sos
Product: Son of sevenless
Biological process (GO): Ras protein signal transduction
Cellular component (GO): nucleosome; plasma membrane
Molecular function (GO): guanyl-nucleotide exchange factor activity; structural constituent of chromatin; protein heterodimerization activity
Source: RefSeq, a predicted model, not a curated record